UAAGAUAAGUACGCAAAUGCUGGUCAUCCACGCGGGCAUAUUUAAAAUGAGCUAGGCCAGUCGAUGCCAUCUGUCAGUCGUCAUACGUCGAUGUGUGAGCUUCGUCUUCUCUAUUACCGCAAGCGCAAUGUUACCGGCGCUCCUGCUCAUAAUUGUGGCGACAGUCCAUGAUGCUACUGCCGUCGCGAGGAAUUACGAAAAAGCGCUAGCGAAAGAAGAUUUCGAGGAUAAAUUCAGUUUACUAGGUCCCAGGAGUUUUAUCAAGAACCACCAGACUGUCGCGAGUUUUUUCAAGGAUGAGGUAGGGCAGAACUACACUUGUGGUCGAGAUCUCGCUAUAUUGGACGAAGCGAUCACCAGGCGGGAAACAUGGGCCCUGAAAAUGUUGGACGCUUCGUCGAAAAUUCCCUCGGGUCUCCUGGAGGGCAACUUCAUCGAUCUGGGCAUGUUCGACGAGUGUAUGGGCGUCAAGGGUGAGGCACUAGGCGUCGAGAUUCGUGGUCGUCAUUGCAUGUAUUCAAUCGCCUCGACCAGCGGCAAUGAUUCUCACCUCAUAAACCCAACCCUUUCCAUCUGUAUGCCAAGUACUUGCAACGGCUCGGACAUCGUUUAUCUGUUCAAUAGCACGAUCAGCACGAUCGAUAGACUGAAGGAACUUGGAAUAACCGUUGUGUCGGCUACCUGUACCCCCGUUGAUAAGGAAAUCUGGGAUACCGAGUUCACUGUUUCUUUUUCGAUUCUCAUGGCGUUCAUCGGUCUACUGCUCUUCUGCACUCUCUGCGACGUGAUCCUUCGACAACGCGAUGCUGGCGAGUACAGGCACCCCGUGCUUUCCACCCUUGCCAAAUUUUCGCUGAUAAUAAGCGCCUCGUCGAUUCUCAGCACACGCGUGAGAGAAGGCAACCUGCCGGCUAUUCAUGGUAUCCGUUUUCUCUCCAUGGGCUGGGUGAUCCUGGGCCACGAAUACAUCUUGCAUUUUCAGGGCGUAAACGUCAAUAAUUUGAGUAUAUUGAACUGGAUUCAAUCUUGGAAAUCACUGUACAUUUUCAUUGCACAAUUCACGGUAGAUACAUUUUUUACGAUCAGUGGUUUUUUCAUGACAUAUCUAUUUUUAAAACAAAUGCCAAAAGAGAAGCGUUUCAACGUACCUAUGUAUUACUUGCAUAGAUAUUUUAGAUUGACACCUGCCAUAAUUGCUUUGACACUACUUACGGUUGUAUUUAUUCCCAAAAUGGGUUCUGGACCUCGUUGGGAUAUGCUAAUGAGCGUGUUUGGAGGAAGUUGUCGGAAAAAAUGGUGGCCAAACUUAUUAUACGUACAAAACUUUGUUCAAAAAGACAACUUGUGUUUGGGCCACUUAUGGUAUUUGGCUGUGGAUAUGCAGUUGUUUUGGAUAUCACCUAUAAUUUUAUAUCCUCUUUAUAGUAAACACAAAAUAGGCCUGGCUAUUUUAUUCGUUUUUUUCAUAGUCUCUAUAGCAGUUCCAGGGGCGAUUGUUGGAAUCAACCAAUACCCCGCCCUUUCUUUCAUUCAAAACAAGAAUUUACAACUUACCAAAGAUAUAUUCACGGAAGUUUACGAAAUGUCUUACAAUCGUGCUGGCCCGUGGCUCAUUGGAAUCUUGCUUGGAUUUGAAGUAGCGAAUAAUAAUCGAAGACUUGGGAAGUUAACUGUUUCGACCGGCUGGUUUGUUGCAAUCGGAUCCUUUGCAUUCUGCACUUUUGGCACUCGAAGUUUCAUGGAACCUUCGUAUGAGUACAAUGACGUCUGGGAAUCAGUUUUCACGGCUGUGUCUCGGCCAAUUUGGGCAGUUGGGGUUUGUUGGAUAAUCUACGCCUGUAUUCAUAAUUAUGCAGGGCCCGUAUUCAUUGUCUUAUCUUGGAAGUUUUUCGUACCUCUAAGCAGAAUAUCUUACUGCGUUUACCUCGUACAUUUUAUCAUUCAGCUAAUGCAUCUAUCGACACAAAGGACUCCUAAUUACUUUUCUGAUUACAACAUUUGGAAUGAUUUUUUCAGCAACUUGAUAAUAUCUAUAGUAGUUGGUUUCUUCUUUAGUUUGCUGUUUGAAUCACCUAUCAUGAUAUUAGAGAAGAUGUUAUUCAGGAGAAAGCGCGAAAAUGUCAAAGAAUCGCAAAGAAAUCUCGGAUCGGAAGAUUCUAAAGCCUAUCAAGCGUAAUGUCUACGACAUGUAGUAUUUAGUGCAUUUAAUCUUUUUUCACUCUAUCACCAUAAUUUUAUUGUUUAUGAUUCAAUAGUUUAAGUUUAAUUCAAGAAAUUAUAAUUGUAAUCAAAUGACUGAACAAUGUGCCGUGUUUAUAAUGCUUAUACUCAUAUUUCAUUUUGUUUGUAAAAUUGUAAAUAUUAGCGUGAUUCAAUUUAUGUGCUUGAGAGUGUACUUCUAUACGCUAAGAACUACUAUUAAUUAGUUAUAAGGACCAAUGGUAUAGACAUAAUAAAAGUGAGAACUGUAAAAUACUCUGAUUACACAGAGAAUAUCAGUGACUGCAUUUACACAAAUAUAUUUUCUAUAAAAA
Molecule: messenger RNA, 2534 nt
Organism: Nasonia vitripennis (jewel wasp)
Lineage: Eukaryota; Metazoa; Arthropoda; Insecta; Hymenoptera; Pteromalidae
Product: nose resistant to fluoxetine protein 6
Exons: 10
Coding region: 128-2176 (682 amino acids)
Molecular function (GO): acyltransferase activity, transferring groups other than amino-acyl groups
Source: RefSeq, a predicted model, not a curated record